CAGCUGGCAGAUCCCAGGCCGCAGUGAUUUGGUAGCCGCUGCAGUAGGAGGAAGGACCGCGGUUCUACCCCUUCUAUCUUUCAGUUUCGUCUCGAAAUUCUAUCGGUGGUUCCUUAUUGUAACGAUCGGUAAAUUGAGUGUACAGCAACGGUGUUCUAUGAAAACUAAGUCGUAGUAUUACCAACGGACAGUGAUACCAAUCGCCAUUUUAAUCGCACGUUUUCCCUGACAGAAGCGCUAGCACAACAAUGGCUCUGAAAAGAAUUCACAAGGAGUUGAACGACUUGGCACGGGACCCACCAGCCCAGUGUUCUGCAGGACCAGUAGGAGAUGACAUGUUUCACUGGCAAGCCACGAUAAUGGGACCUAAUGACAGUCCUUACCAGAGCGGGGUUUUCUUCUUGACCAUACACUUCCCCACAGACUACCCCUUCAAACCGCCAAAGGUUGCAUUUACCACGAGAAUCUACCACCCAAAUAUCAACAGCAACGGCAGCAUUUGUCUUGACAUUCUGCGAUCACAGUGGUCUCCGGCUCUCACCAUCUCCAAAGUCCUCCUGUCCAUCUGCUCUCUGCUGUGUGACCCAAACCCGGAUGACCCCUUAGUACCCGAGAUCGCCCGCAUCUACAAGACGGACAGGGAAAAGUACAACAAAAUAGCUCGGGAAUGGACACAAAAGUAUGCAAUGUAGUGUUGGGAUAGAAUCAUGGCCAACCACCUCUACGACAUAAGGUUAGGGGAGCUUCAGACGUAAAGAGAAAACAAACAAAAAACCAUUCAAACAAAUGAGAAGUUUAAAACAAGAUCUUGUUGGUUUCCAUUGGAGUGCUUUCUUUGAGCCACCCCUCCCCUUCACCAGAGUACCUGUAAAACUCCCUCUGCCCCUCCUCUCUCGCUCGCUCGCUCUCGCUCUCUCUCUCUCUCUCUCUCUCUCUCUCUCUCUCUCUCUCUCUCUCUCUCUCUCUCUUUUUCCUCUUCUUCCUCUCCCUGUUUGACUCUCCUUUUCCUCUCCUCUCAGCUCACCUGCCCACCCUCCAGUGUACAUAUUGUCAACUUGCAAUGGCAACACCCAUCUGUCCCUACUCCCUUUUUCACCUCCUCCCUCCCCUGUGACCUCUGGCCCUAUCUCCUGACUCCAGUAUUCCGUUACAGUUUGUCACCGUGCAGGUUGGGCUGUCGCACCCCCUAACCCCUCCCCCUCUCCCAACUCCUCCUUUUUCCUAUACACACCUGCAUCCUACCUUCCCCCGACGGUAAUCACGUAACGCAUUCCUUUUGAGCAUCUGUAAAACUUUUGAGGGGACCUUCUUUUUUUCUUCUUUAUUUCCCUAUUUGUUUAGGGGAGUGGGGGACAAUAAGAUGGAGGGACUUUUACACUCUGCACCCUUUCUUGUUUUGUUGUCAUAUAAUUCCCAUCCGUAGAGGUGACAAUUCAAGAAAGCAGUUUGUUUUCGCACGCGAGUCAGAGGACACUCUGUAUUUUAUACAAUGAAUACUCAAAAGAAAUCAUUGCAGGCUAUGUUAAAAUGGAACCAAUACACAUAGCCUAUUUUUGUCUUCUGUUGGAUUCUAUGAAAGGACUUGAAUUUAUCCCCACACUUCCUGCUCCUAACUCCUGCCCCACCCAAGUUGACCCCUUUGUACACACACACACACACACACACACACACACACACACACAGACACACAGACACACAUGCACGCACAAUUGUAAACCCAUGUCACCACCACCAACCAACUUUUCUUCAUUCACAAAGUGGAGGUUCUGGUCUGGACCAGGUAUUUAAGCAAUUUAUUUUUCUUAGUUUAACCUGUGUUUUCAUCCCCCCCCCCCCCUCCCCAUAACUCUUUAGGUUGCAUUUUUUUUUUCCUUUUUUUGUUUUUUGUUUUUUUUGCUAUUGUUAAAUUAGAGGCUAACAUCUUAAAUGGCUAUGGGACUGGCUUGGGCUCUGGGUGCGAGAAGAACCCACUCUUCUCGCACAAAACCUCUGUAUAUUGAAUUACCUGAGAGGCUCGUUGAGCUUUGUGUGUUGAUUAAACUGUGUAAUAAAAACCCCAUGAUUCCUG
Molecule: messenger RNA, 2068 nt
Organism: Sander lucioperca (pikeperch)
Lineage: Eukaryota; Metazoa; Chordata; Actinopteri; Perciformes; Percidae
Gene: ube2d2
Product: ubiquitin-conjugating enzyme E2D 2 (UBC4/5 homolog, yeast)
Exons: 7
Coding region: 249-692 (147 amino acids)
Biological process (GO): ubiquitin-dependent protein catabolic process; protein polyubiquitination
Cellular component (GO): nucleus
Molecular function (GO): ubiquitin conjugating enzyme activity
Source: RefSeq, a predicted model, not a curated record